Molecule: messenger RNA, 903 nt
Organism: Neltuma alba
Lineage: Eukaryota; Viridiplantae; Streptophyta; Magnoliopsida; Fabales; Fabaceae
Exons: 2
Coding region: 425-787 (120 amino acids)
Source: RefSeq, a predicted model, not a curated record
CCUACCAAUUGGUUCUUUUGGCCAUCACAAUUCAUAAUAACGAGCAGACAUAGCAGAUAGUAGGAAGAUGUGAAAGUGGGGACUUGGGACUAGCCGACUAAGGCCUUUUCUAUUUUGAAUCUUUGGUUUGAUUCCGUGUACCUAAGCAUGCACAGGGAUUCAAAUGCUCUCUACUGCUGAUAAAGAUGUCAGGAAAUCAAGUGCAUAGAUCCAUCCUGUCUUCAACAAAAUACCCUUUUUCCCCCCUUAACUUAUUAUUGGGUCACCCAUAUUGGAUGUGUGUUAUUCUAGAGGCUGAUACUUUGGUCAUCAUUACAAGCGAAGAAACGCCUCUUCACUCUCUGUCGAGUCUAUAUUUGCUACAUAUCCCUAUGCAUCAUUGCAUACAAGAAUAAAGAACAAAACUGUGUAUUUAUAGGAACUAAUGAUUUAUCAAAUUCUGCAUAUCCUCUCACUUUCUUCACUAAAGACGUAUAGGAACCAGAAGAUCAUGUGCGUGGGCAACAAGGUGAUUAAUUCGAUAGGUCUCCUUCACUCUUCAGCUAGGAAACGACGAUCCAAACGACCUAAAGUUCAGGUUUACAAGUUUGCGAGACGAAGUGAAAGGAUGGCAGGGGAAGAAAUGAUGCUAAAGAAUCUGAAGCUGUAUUUGGAGAACCAGAUUAUCAGCGAAGAAAACAAGAAGCUGAAGAACAAGGUUGUUCAUCUUCAGCAGGAGAAGCUUGUCCUGAUGAGUGGGCUUGAAAAGAAAUUUCAUCGUUUGAACCUAUUUUCUGUCACCCUCUAGUAUAUCAGGAACAAUUAAAAGUUGUGGACGACAGUCCUCCUUCUCCCUCUCCCUCAGCCCAUUAGCUUUUCUAGCCUUUUUUUUUAAAAAAAAGGAGUGCUUGCUAUGUGAAAGCU